This is a messenger RNA of Oncorhynchus mykiss (rainbow trout), 8497 nucleotides long. NCBI's taxonomy places the organism in Eukaryota, Metazoa, Chordata, Actinopteri, Salmoniformes, Salmonidae. The record is from RefSeq and is a predicted model, not a curated record.
UCACCAGCGCCGAAAUUUGAAAGAGUAUACUUCUUAGCACUUCAAAAAUAGACCUGGUGUUCGAAACACAAAGUUAUUUUGGUAAGCGGGUGCUACCUAGAGUUUGGUAUUUUCGAGACGGAAUUUCUAAAUGUUUUCUACCAAUAGCUAGCUAAUUUCAAAGUGAGCAGCAAAGAUGGUGCUUCACCUUGAUAAAGAGCAUGCACUGUUGGAAUGGGUUAACCACCUGAAUGUGGACGUCCCGGUGCGGCGCAUCAACGAUUUACAGGAUGGCGUUUUGUUGUUGAAGCUCGUCUAUAAACUGAGAAAGGAAGAGCCCGCUAAGUCCUAUUUGGACCAGCCUGUUCAGGAGAGGCUGAAAGUGGUCUCUGACUUCCUGCAAGGUGACUGUAGGUGCAGCACAGAACGGGGAGCUCUCAUCUCUUGGGACAACAUCUGCAAUGGCCUAAACUUGGAGGUGGAGUUAUCCAAGGUGCUUGUGCUCCUGUACUACCAUAGUGUGAUCAACAACCAUGUUGACCUGAACCAACUGGAAUACAAGUUUGAGGUUGAGCUUGCCUCCAUGCUCCGCUUUGUUUUGGACAAUGAGAAUAGCCUCUACUUGAGUGAGAACUUGGAGAAAUAUCUAAGGAAGAAGCCCCUGUUUAGUUUCAACAGUGACAUCUCCAGUACCUCCUCAUCCUCCUUGUUCAACGAUGAGGAGUCCCCGGUUUUCCGGCGCAGAAAGAAGAUCGGUUCAGUUCAGUUUCUGGACCUACAAACUGUUGCGUCCUCGUCUGUCAGUUCUCCCCUGCAGGAUGUGAUGAACACUCCUCAGUUCCAGCUGAAGAAGCUGCAGAGGCAGCUGCGUCAGGAGAGAGACAUGAGGGAUGAGCUGGAGAAAGACCUGACCACCAGCGCCGCCACCCUCACCCAGAGAGAGAGUCAGAUCUGUCAGUUGCAGCACCGUAUUGAGAAGCUGCUGAGGGAACAGGCUGAGCAGGAGCAGGAGCCCCGGGAUGAGCUACAAGAACUGCACAGCAAGAACGAGGGGCUGCGCACCCGUCUCCAUGAGGUGCUGAAGGAGUGCCAGGCGUUAAAGACUAACUCAUCUCAGAUGGAGCGGAAGGUGGAUAACCUGACAGAGGAGAAUGGCACCCUUUCUGCCCAGAUGCGUGAAGUGAUUGCUCGGUUGGCGAGUGCUGAGGCUGAGGUGGACAGGCUGACUGAGGCCCAGGACUCUGCUCAGGGGGAGUGGAGCAGCAGACACUGCCACCUUCAGGCUGAACUCAACCGGGCCACUGCUCAGAAGGAGUGUCUGAAUGAACAGAUGCUGAUCCUGCAGAGCAAGAUCUCCUCUCUAGAGGACGAGCUGAGUAAAGCCAAAAUGCAGGAAAAAGGAGAGGUUAUGGGCCCUAUCUUGGAGUGGGAGCAGCUGAAACAGGAGCUGGCUGAUGCCACCCUCAGGCACGCAGAGUGUGAGUGCACCAUCGCCCGUCUGAAGGGGGAGAAGGAGCAGGCUGCCACCCUGCAUGCCCAGGAGAGGGCCUCGCUACAGGCAGAGAGCCAGAGACUGCAGGUCCUGGUGACUGAGCUCCAGGAAGCCCUGAGUGCUCUGCGGGCUGACAGAGAGGCUCUGGAGCUGGCCUCCAAGGAGGAGAGGGAGUCCCUGACUGCCCAGCUCCACACCCUGACUGCUGAGGUGGCCAGCCUUACCCAGACUGUACAACAAAGGGAGCAGGAGGUGAAGGCGCUGGGGGAGGAGGUGCAGCAGGAGUGCAUUCAGAGAGGGGAGCUGAACCUGGCUAUGGAGCGGCAGGAGAGGAAGGCCAGAGAGGAGAUCCAGGAGCUGACCAGCCACGUGGACACCAUGGGUGACUCUCUGAGGAGGGCUGAGGAGGAGGUGCAGGUCAGGGAGAAGCAGCUUACCAAGCAGCAGCAGGAGAGCGCUCUACAGAGGGAGGUCCUACAGGAGGAGAUGGCUGCAUCUGAGAAGGCGUUAAAAGAGCUGAAGGAGCAGGAGGAGGCCGUUAGAGAGGAGGCCACUCGACUGCACCAGGAGAUAACUGCACAUGCUACGGACCUCUGCAGCCUGAGGCAGGAGCACACUGCUCUGCAGGAACAAUUGGCUAGGCAGCAAGAGGAGAUCUCCCUAGAAAAGGAGGCGCAGUCCGAAGCCCACAGGGAGAAGGAAGCGGUGAGGGAGGAGCUCUCUCGUCUCCAGGAGGAGGUGAGGAGCCUGGGGGAACAGAUGGCCCAGCUGGAGGAGGCUCAGAGGGAGAAGGAGUGUCUCCUCCUCCAGUCCACAGAGAACAUAGAGACCCUCCAGACAGAGAGAGCCACUGCCUCGUCUCUCGCUGAAGCCAAAGACCUGGAGCUCAGCAGCCUGAGAGAGGAGGUGAGGGCCAGGGAGGAGCAGCUAGCCAUGCAACAAGAGGAGUACCGCUUACAGCAGGAGGAGCUACGGGAGGAGCUUGCCGCUCAGGAGAAUGAAAUCAAUAACAUGAGAGAGCGGCUCGCUGGCCUGAUGGACCAGAUCUCUCUGCUGAAGGAGUUGUGUCAGGAGGGCAAAAACAUGGAGGCCCUGAGAGAAGAGCACACUGCCCAGCUGGAGCAGCUGCGGAUAGUGAAGGAGCAGGUCGAAGAGGUCCGGGAGAGGAAUGAGGAGACCUCGGCAGCUCUCAGGGAGAAGGAGUCGUCUCUCAGGGAGAAGGAGGAGAGCCUCCGGAGGCUGGAGGAGGAGCUACAGUCCACCACCUCUCUUGCCUCCCAGAGACGACAGGAAGAACUGACCUCACUCAAGGAGGAAGUCAUCUCGCAGCAGGAGGAGGUGGAGAGGAGGCGUGCCGCGGAGGCCCUGUCAGUUGAGGAGGCGAGGCAGUUGGCUGGGGAACAGGAGUCUAAACGUAUGGAACUGGAGGAGAGCGUGUCAGCCCUACAGCAGCAGCUGGACUCAGCCAUCCAGGACAAUGAUAGGAAGAGACAGGAGUAUGAGAGGCUGGAGCAGGACCUGGAGCACAGAGGAACACUGGUGGAAGAGCUGAGGCAGCAGGAGGAUAGCGCCAGACUGGAGGCCACUCGACUCCGCCAGGAGAUCUCUACACAUGUCAGCCAUCUGGAGGUCGUGCAGAGGGGGAAGGAGGAGCUAGCCAGGCAGCAGGAGGAACUGAGAGGGGAGGUGUCCCUUCAUCAGCAGAGAGCUUCAGUGCUCCAGCAGAGCCUGGAGGUGCAGGAGGUUGCUAUGAGAGUGUUAAAGGAGCAGACUGAGAGCACCAGAGAGGAGGCCACUGUGAAGAUGGAGGCCCUACAGGCUCAGCUGGAGGUAGUGUCGUCUCUGGCAGCAGCUAAAGACCUGCAGCUCAGCACUCUGAGAGAGAAGGCCACUACCUUACAGGAGCAGCUAGCUAAGAGAGAGCAGGAGAUCUCCCUUCAGAAGGAGGUGCUGCAGGAGGCCCACAUGGAGAAGGAGUCAGUGGAGGUACUGAGAGAGGAGCUGGCCAGGCAACAGGAGGAGCUGAGAGAGGAGUUAAUCCGCCAGCAGCAGAGAGCUCAGUCCUUAGAACAGAGCCUGGAGGAGCAGCAGGAGGCCCUGAAAGAGCUGACCGUGAAGGAGGAGAGAGCCAGAGAGGAGGCCACUCUGAAGAUGGUGGCCCUCCAAGCAGCUAAGGACUUGGAGCUCAGCACCCUGAGACAGGAGGCUACACAACUCCGCCAGGAGAUCUCCACACAUGUCAGCCGUCUGGAGGAGGUGCAGAGGGGGAAGGAGGAGCAGGAGGGAAACUCAAGAGAGGAGACAACUGUGAAGAUGGAGGCCCUACAGGCUCAGCUGGAGGUAGUGUUGUCUCUGGCUGCUGCUAAAGACCUGCAGCUCAACACUCUGAGAGAGGAGGCCUCUGUACUCUGCCAGGAGAAUGCCAAACGGGCAGCUGAUCUAAAGGACGUGCAGUCAGAGAAGAUUCGGAUGGAGAGCAUGUUGAGCGAGGAGCACAGAGCCUUACAGGAGGAGCUGGCCAAGGAGCAGGAGGAGCUGAGGGGAGAGGUGUCCCUCCACCAGCAGAGAGCUGCAGAGCUCCAGCAGAGCCUGGAGGAGAAGCAGGAGGCCCUUAGAGAGCUGAAGGAGCAGCUUGUCCAGCAGCAGGAGGACAGCUCCCUACAGAAGGUCUUGCAGGAGGCCCAGGCUGCAGCCCUCCAGGAGGAGGCGGUAGACGCUCUGAGAGGGGAGGUGACCCUCCACCAGCAGAGAGCUGCAGAGCUCCAGCAGAGCCUGGAGCACCAGGAGGCUGCCCUGAGGGAGCAGGAGGCGAAGAGCACAGAGGAGGCCACUCUGAAGAUGGAGGCCCUCCAAGCAGCUAAAGACCUGCAGCUCAGCACUCUGACAGAGAAGGCCACUACCUUACAGCAGCAGCUAGCUAAGAGGGAGCAGGAGAUCUCCCUUCAGAAGGAGGUGCUGCAGGAGGCCCACAUGGAGAAGGAGUCAGUGGAGGUACUGAGAGAGGAGCUGGCCAGGCAACAGGAGGAGCUGAGAGAGGAGUUAAUCCGCCAGCAGCAGAGAGCUCAAUCCUUAGAACAGAGCCUGGAGGAGCAGCAGGAGGCCCUGAAAGAGCUGACCGUGAAGGAGGAGAGAGCCAGAGAGGAGGCCACUCUGAAGAUGGUGGCCCUCCAAGCAGCUAAGGACUUGGAGAUCAGCACCCUGAGACAGGAGGCUACACAACUCCGCCAGGAGAUCUCCACACAUGUCAGCCGUCUGGAGGAGGUGCAGAGGGGGAAGGAGGAGCUGAGGGAGCAGGAGGGCAACGCAAGAGAGGAGACAACUGUGAAGAUGGAGGCCCUACAGGCUCAGCUGGAGGUAGUGUCGUCUCUGGCUGCAGCUAAAGACCUGCAGCUCAGCACUCUGAGAGAGGAGGCCACUACCUUACAGGAGCAGCUAGCUAAGAGAGAGCAGGAGAUCUCCCUUCAGAAGGAGGUGCUGCAGGAGGCCCAUAUGGAGAAGGAGUCAGUGGAGGUACUGAGAGAGGAGCUGGCCAGGCAACAGGAGGAGCUGAGAGAGCUGACCGUGAAGGAGGAGAGAGCCAGAGAGGAGGCCACUCUGAAGAUGGUGGCCCUCCAAGCAGCUAAGGACUUGGAGCUCAGCACCUUGAGACAGGAGGCUACACAACUCCGCCAGGAGAUCUCCACAUAUGUCAGCCGUCUGGAGGAGGUGCAGAGCGAGGGCCCCCUGAGAGAGGAGCACACUGCCUUACAGGUGCAGCUGGCCAAGCAGCAGGAGGAAAACUCCCUACAGAAGGGACUGCUACAGGAGGUGCAGGCCACAGUCCUCCAGGAGAGGGAGGCCAAGGAGACACUGAGAGGGGAGGUGUCCCUCCACCAGCAGAGCCUGGAGCACCAGGAGGCUGUCCUGAGGGAGGAUCUAGCCAGGCAGAAGGAGGAAGGGCAGGCAGCAGGCCAGGUGGAGAAGGAGUUGAUGGAGCAGUUCUCUGUGCUCCAGCAAGAGAAGGAGGCUCUGUUAACCCGGGCCCUCCAGGCAGAGCAGAACCAGAGCGAGCUGGAAGGGAGCAUGGCUGAGCUGCGAGCCCAGGCAGAGAGCACAGAAAGUGGCCAGAGACAACAGCUGGAUGCCCUGCUCCUGGAGAAGGAGAGGCUGACUGAGGGUAACCAGGUCCUGGAGAUUAAAUGUAGUGCCGCCCAGAGGCUGGAGGCUGUACUGCAAGAGGAACUGGCCUUGCUGAGAGAACAGAUGGAGGGAACAGAGUGGGAGAAGCAGGUCAGAGAUCUACGGAAACAACUUGCUGCCAACACUGAGGUAGUGGAACACUACAAAACACAGGUUGAGAAGGCCAAGAGCCACUACUCGGGGAAGAAGCAGCAGCUUGUGGAGUCUCAGGAGCAGGUGACGGAGCUGCAGCGCAGCCUAGAGGUCAGAGAGCAUGAGGUCAACGCUGUUACCACAGAGAUGAAGCUGCUGCAGAAGGAGCUGGAGAAGGCCAGGAGCAAAGAGAAGAGCCUCGGCUCCAAGAUCAACACUCUGGAAGCACAGCUUGCGUUUGCUGAUCGUCACCUUCGGGAGCAGAGCCAGGUUCGACCUGAGAGGGGACCAGGCAGGAUUGAGAAGAUGAGAGGGGGUAGAGAGAGUGUCUCCCUGAAAGUCCCCCAGAGCCAGACUCACCAGGAGAUCAGCGGCGACAGCCUGGACCUGAGCCUGGACGACUCCCUCAACACUACCACGAGGCCAAUGGAGCCUGACGAGUCCAGUACUCCCCUGGUGCGUAGCUCGGAGCGCGUAGCUGCUAAACGGCGUGCUCUGGGAGGGGAUUCACUGGAGACCCUCUACUUCACCCCCAUGAAUACCCGUCAGAUCAACAGGACCAGUACUGAGCGCCGGCUGGAGAGCAGCAUCACAUCUCUGGGAGAGCUGGCUCUGGACUCAGCCAGGAAGAGACCACCCACCUCCUCAGCUAGACGCCGAAGGACCACCCAGGUCAUCAACAUCACCAUGAGCAAGACGACUCCUGGUCGCAGAGGAGCAGGAGGGGAUAGUGACAACGAGACGUUCUACAGCCUGGCCUCCGUCCACUCCCAUCCCAACAUCACCGGAAGAACACACACUGCACGACCUGUCUCCAUGGAGAUCUUCCACACACCCGGAAAACCUGCCGUUGCGUUGAGCGAUCAGCUCCUCAGUCUCCCUGGAUACCGUCGUAGCACCGUCCACGUUGCAGCUCCACAGAGUACGGGCCAGUUCUGUGUGGGGGCAGAGAAUGAGCCUGAGCAUGCUGCUGAUGACUGGCUACGCAUCGCUGAGCUGCAGGCCAGAAACCAGUCCUGUCUGCCUCAUCUAAAGAGCAGCUAUCCUCUGGAGUCCAGGCCCAGCCUGGGACCGUCCUUUGAGUUCACCGACGAUGACCUGCGCAUGGGCGACCCCACGGAGACCAUCCGUAGAGCCUCUGUGAUGCCCGGACAGAUUCAGGAGUCUCUGUCAUCCCACCGGCUCUCACUCCACCCGGGACCGGCCGACAGCACCACGGCCACCAGGCCAGCCUACGGCUCUCACCGCCUCUCACUGAUGCCCCCCAAACCUAAAGCCAGCAGCACCCUGAACAACCAGAACACGCACAACCUCAGGGGGAGCAACCUGUCACUCAAACGCUCAGCCAAAGACCAGGAACCAGACACACCUGAGGCUAAGAGGAUGGCAACCAGCUGUUUCCCGCGCCCUCUUACCCCUAAAGGAGGUCGUUUCAGCUCAUCCAACAACCGCCAGCCUCUUAGCCCUGCUGAGCGGAGACAGUCCAUGGUGUUCUCCAUUGACAACACGCCUCGUAAGGCAGCUUCCAAGAGCGGCUUCCUACAGAGAGGCAUGAGUAAGAUUCGCAGCUCCACCCGUAAAUCCCCAGGGAACAAAAGCUCCCGUGUCCCGCGGUCCGGAGACGGGAAGUCUCCCCGCAGUGGAGCCGGGAGUGUGAAGUCCCCUCAGCCGGCAGGGAAGGCACAGAGGAAGUCCCCACGGACCAACAGCAGCAAGUCUCCAAAGAACCCCACCAGCGCACGCAAGGAACCUGAGGUGUUGGUUGGAAAGCCCAUUCAUCUGAGCAGAUGAACUUCAGGAGAAAGAUGUGAAUGAACAUCUAAUCGCCCUAAACACUUUAAACUCUCCCAAGAAUAAUCAUUUUAUGUGCAAUAAAUACAAGUGUACUUUCACCAGAGGUUAUAUUAUAUUUACUUAGUGCUAUUUUGGGUUUUAAUAAUUUGGUUUCUUUUGAGAUUUAAAAUCUCAAUGUUUUAUUUAAUUUGACCUCCUAAUGAUGUAAUUGUAUUAGUGAAGCCCUGUUCAAUGGGGUGGUGAGGUAUCCAAUACUGUUAUAGGUCACCUACUGUACGUGUAUACUGGUACACUGAAUCAUGAUGAUGAUGAUGAUGAUGAUGCAUUACACUUUGACUUUUUCAUCUCAUCUUCUUUGGCUUUUUAAACCUGCUUUAAACUUGCUUUAAAACCUUUUGUAUCAUAUAUACACACAUGUAUUAUCUUUCAAAUAAAAAGUAUAAAACAAUCUAGCAAAUAUUUUGAAAGGUGAAGUUUUGUGAAGGGAAUUCCACGUUUUACCUUAUGGCAGUGCGACUUAAUCCAAAAUAACGGUCUGGAUUUAAUGCUCAGAAAGAUUUCCAUUCUCAAAUACUACACGGUCAUUAAUUUGUGAGUAGGGUAUUCCACUGUAUAGUUUGGGAAUAUUUUCAAAGGCGUUUUGAUUAAAUUCUGUCCAGAAAGUCAACCUGCCAGUGUCUUAAUUUGGUACAAGUACCACCAGGCCAUAGUCAGCCUACCUACCUACUUCAACCCCCUGCCAUUUCACCGACAGCCCCAGAAUCUCUUCCCCGUCACAGGAGACUUGUGAUUUGAGCCUGUUAGUGGAACCGAAAUGGACUCAGUAUCACUGUCUGUAAGGCCCCUGAAACAAGUGUUUGAAUGAUUUUAGAGUCUGAUGACUCGUGUGUUAUCAUGUUUAAAUAAAAAAUGAGUCAUUGG